AUGAAUGAUCAGGUGCUUCAAGACAUCGCCAUGAUGCUUAGUCAGGGCCGAAUCACGGGUCAGGACUGUGAUCAUAACGUUAUCCAUACGACCGUGGAUCCAACUAGCAUCACAGAGGAGCUGGAGGGUGAGGAUGGCUCCUCUACCGAUGGUGCAGAGGAUAAUCCGAAAAAGGGCCGAGGUGGUGCGAUUACCUGGCAUAAACGGAUGACAUUCGAUGACGAAGACUCAGCUGAAAUGUGGAUAGAGAAUAACACCUACGGUAUCAUGAGGGUUAAUUAUAGCAAAACCUAUGGAUAUAAGCGACAUUUUUACUGCACUGCUUGUGGCAAACCAGCUUCACACAGCGAAGAUUCUCGUUUAUCCAUCGAGGCUGGACAUCCUCCAGUAGGAGAGCAGAUAUACCUUCACUAUGAUAUGAGAUCUACUAAAGUCGUCCUAUACUCCAAUAAUGGCACGCAUGUCCAUCGGCAAACUCCGCGGAAUGGACUUAGUGAUACAGUGAAAGAGUUUAUUGAAAGAAAGGUACGGGAGGCUGUGGUUGAUCUUCCAACAAUAUGGGAUAAACUGCAGCGGCGGAUCUCAAAAGGAAAGAUAACAGCCGGCGAGAAGCCCGAAAACAAGCAACAAGUGAAGAACUAUCUUGGGAGAGUGAAGAAGGCCACGAACGGGGGAUCAAUGCAGACUACCAUGAAUGAUCUUAUAGCCAUGGCCCAGUCGAAUUCUGCUGUGCCCAACCAUCACGAACGCGACAAAGCUUUUGUG
Molecule: messenger RNA, 765 nt
Organism: Perkinsus marinus ATCC 50983
Lineage: Eukaryota; Perkinsozoa; Perkinsida; Perkinsidae
Exons: 3
Source: RefSeq, a predicted model, not a curated record